Messenger RNA from Diabrotica balteata, 1050 nucleotides. The record is from the annotation of a GenBank genome assembly. Lineage: Eukaryota; Metazoa; Arthropoda; Insecta; Coleoptera; Chrysomelidae.
AUGUAUAAAAUUACAGAAUUUAUUGUGUAUCUCUAUAUAAUAUGUGCUGCCAAUGGUGAGAUAGUAAGAGAAAUUUCUGUAAAUAUUGGUAAAAACAUUACAAUACCAUGUCUUCUUCACCAGACCAGAGAUGUUAUGUGGGUGAGAGAAGGCAGAGAAGAUCAGCAGCAUGCCAGGAUGUCUGUGCUGGAAAAUGGAGCUUUGUUUAUCUCUCAAGUUGAUAGAAAUGACACUGGUGUAUAUGCUUGCAGCAGAGAAAAUGUUGUCAACUCAGAUGUUACAGCAAAAGUAAAACUGACAGUAAGAACUCCUCCACCUGCAUUGGCCAAUGUAGUUGUAAGACCUAGUACUAUUCUAGCUCUUCUGUUAUGGGAAGUUGAUGGUACUGGUGGAUAUCCUAUUAUAAAUUUUACAGCGCAAUAUCGACUAGGUUUUACCAAUAAUAGUUGGAUACCAAUCCCGCCUAAUAAUAUUCCACAAAAUUCCAGACAAAUUGAUGUGUAUAAUCUUAGUCCCAAUACAACAUACCAAUUCAGAAUUUGGGCGACAAAUCAAUUAGGAAGAGGUGUCAUAACUGAAGUGUAUGGUACUACACUAUGUGUAUAUACAGAACAAGAGCUUGCCAGAUAUUUCCUAGACAACGCCGAUAAGUUUGAUACAACAGUUUGGGCUAUCGCAGUAGGAAUUGUAAUGGGUACCUUGGUUUUGCUUGGAUUAGGUACUUGUUUUCUUCUUUAUCAAGAAUGUAAAGUCCCUGGAGUCACGUUUUCCCUUAUCGACAUAAAUAGCUUAGUCAGUAAUUGGCUUCAGUUCGCUUUAACUACAACCAGAUGUGAUUAUAUAGUGCUUCGUAUUACACGAGUUUCAAAAGAGGUGUUGCUUGAAAAAGCCUUGGAAGAAGCUAAUAAUGAGGAAAAUGAACAACUGGAGAGUAUUGAUUUGUGUAUUCUGCCACCAAAUUUGGAUGAACUGACAGAUAAUGAAGAACAUGAUGAUGAUAUUCUAGAAGAUCCGAAUUACAUUCCAAAUGAAAUUCCUGGAAUUAUAUAA